This is a messenger RNA of Passer montanus (Eurasian tree sparrow), 2038 nucleotides long. RefSeq names its product TNF alpha induced protein 8 like 1 (gene TNFAIP8L1). NCBI's taxonomy places the organism in Eukaryota, Metazoa, Chordata, Aves, Passeriformes, Passeridae. The coding region runs from base 705 to 1265 and encodes 186 amino acids. Gene Ontology annotation, cellular component: cytoplasm. Gene Ontology annotation, biological process: negative regulation of TOR signaling; regulation of apoptotic process. The record is from RefSeq and is a predicted model, not a curated record. The transcript has 2 exons.
CCCGGCCCCGCGCGGGACCCGGCGGAGAGAGCGGGGGGAGACCCCGACCCACCGGGAACCGGGAACAGGCACAGGGAACCCGACACCGAGAGCAGGGACCCCCACACUGAGAGCCGGGAACCGGCACCGGGAACAGGGAACAGGCACCGGGAACCGGGAACCGGCACCGAGAGCCGGGAGCCGGCACCGGGAACCGGACACUGGGCACCAGGCACCGAGAAUCGGACACCGGGAACCGGACACUGAGAGUCGGGAACCGGGAACUGGCACCAGGAACCGGACAUUGAGAGCCGGGAACCGGCACCGGGAACCGGCACCCGGAACCGCACAUUAAGAAUCGGGAGCCAGCACCGGGAACCGGACACUGGGAACCGGACACUGGGAACCGGACACCGAGAAUCGGACACCGGGAACCGGCACCGGGAAUCGGGAAACAGACACUGGGAACCGGGCACCGGACACAGGGAACGGGGCACCGGACAUUGGACACCGGGAAACGAACAUCGGACACCGGGACUGGCACUGGGCAUCGAGGUCCGAACACCGGACAUCGUCACCGGGCUCCGGUAGCGCCCGCGGGGCCCGGCGGGCAGGAGCGGGACCCUCGGCUGGCCCCGCCCCCCCAGCCCCGCCCCGCCCGUCCCGCCGGGAGCACCGGAGAAUCCCCGGUCCCGGCGCCGCUCUCCCCGAGGCAGGCUGCAGAGAUGGACACCUUCAGCACCAAGAACUUGGCCCUGCAGGCCCAGAAGAAGCUCCUGAGCAAAAUGGCCACCAAGACCAUCGCCAACGCCUUCAUCGACGACACCAGCAGCGAGAUCCUGGACGAGCUGUACCGGGCCACCAAGGAGUACACCCACAACCGCAAAGAGGCCCAGAAGAUCAUCAAGAACCUCAUCAAGAUCGUGAUGAAGCUGGGCGUUCUCUACCGCAACGGGCAGUUCAGCGCCGAGGAGCUGCUGCUCAUGGAGCGCUUCCGCAAGAAGGUGCACACCUUGGCCAUGACGGCCGUCAGCUUCCACCAGAUAGACUUCACCUUCGACCGCAGGGUCAUGUCCAGCGUCCUGACCGAGUGCCGGGACCUGCUGCACCAGGCGGUCAACGGGCACCUGACGGCCAAGUCCCACUCGCGCAUCAACCACGUCUUCAACCACUUCGCGGACUACGAGUUCCUGUCGGCGCUCUACGGCCCGGCCGAGCCCUACCGCACCCACCUCCAGAGGAUCUGCGAGGGCGUCAACAAGAUGCUGGAGGAGGACAGCAUCUGAGGGGGCUCCUGGCAGCGGGGCUCCUGGCAGAGGCCGAGGAUGGGAUGUCUGAUUUGGCCUUCGCCGGGCUGGCCGUCCCCUCCUCAUCCUCCUCCUCUGUUCUUGUUUCUCCAAGAGAAUGAACUUCUUGACGUUGUGUCCCCCUCGCCCAGGGUCUGCAAUCCCCUCCCUGCACCCUCUCCAGGGCACCCUGGGACUCUGGGCCCCUGCUGUACAGUUUGAUUUCCUUGCCCACCAAGUGCCUUUGGCUCAGAGUCCAAGGAUUUGGGCUCUGUGCCUUGAACUCUGUUGCAUCCCUCUGUGGGGAAACUGAACCAAAGACUCGUGGUGUGAAGCACCUCUGAGGUGUCUCUGAGCAGGUGGGACGGUGUUGGGGGACCAGUUCUGAGACCCCAUAACUGGAGGGCUGUGGGACACUGUGGUUUCCUUUCAGCAGCUCCACAACGCGGAGGGAGCAAAGCACAGUCCAGACUUGUGCUGCCUCAGGCAGGAAGGUGCUUCUGCCUGGGCUUAGGUGUCCUCAAAGACAAAUCCCUGAGACCAGGAGGAUCCCUCCUCAGCUGGGAGGGAGCUGGGGGAAGCUGCUCCAUCCCUGGGUCCCUGGAACCACCCAAGUGCCCACCAGCCUCCAGUGGUGGUGGCACCUGGCAGCUUUGGUGGUCAUCCAAAGCUCCCCUGGGAUUUCAUCCCUUUUCCAUGCCCUUGACUGAGUGAUGUUCAUUUUCAACAAACUCUGUAGCCCUGAUGAGUUAUUUAAAUAAACUCAGUGUGGC